ACUAAACUGUCGCGAUCAGCUGUGUUAUGAACGUCGCGCCAUCGCUGUGAGGAUGUGCCGGUGAAUCCCCGAAAUAAGAAAACCAAUUGCGAUGAGGACUGUUGGCCUGGGGGAACCACAGACCAUUUAUAAAUUCGCAUUGCCAGUGGGCUAUAUAGUUUAUCUUCUGUAGUCUAUGCUAUUGCAAACCGUCUACUGUACUGAGUACUGUUAGUUUUUUUGAGUAAAAGUUAUUUUGUGCCUUUGUGGUGUUCCUUUUUUGAAAAAUGUCGUCUACUGGAAGGAAGAAAGAUGUCAUUUGGUCGUAUUUUGAUGUUGUUAAGGAUAAUAACAAAAAAUCAGUGACUGCUAAAUGUAAAAAAUGUAAAGUAAUUAUGGCUGGACUAGUGCAGCAUAUGAAGAAACAUAUCCAGAAAUGCGUUCCAUCUGAAAAUUCUCAGCAACCAAUGUCAACUAUAUAUGACUCCGAUCCAGAUGAGGAUUUAACGCUAGCUGAGAAAUUUGUGAACGCUUGUAUGCAAAAUGUUUUAAAUUUUCCAAUUUUUCUUAUGUUCCUAAUUCCUAUUAUUAAUGAAUAGAUAAUUAAUAUGUAUUAUGUACUAUGUACGUAUGUUAAAAAGUUUGUAUAAUGUAUCUCAGAAUUUUUCCUAUUUUC
Molecule: messenger RNA, 655 nt
Organism: Phaedon cochleariae (mustard beetle)
Lineage: Eukaryota; Metazoa; Arthropoda; Insecta; Coleoptera; Chrysomelidae
Source: the annotation of a GenBank genome assembly